CACACGUUUCAAGAAUCCAUCACCUUUGACACAAAUUCAACAUAAUUAAGCAUAUCUUUUCUUAAGAAAUAAGCAUACUCAUAUAUAUAUAUAUUUUUUCAGCAAGAAUCUUGAGAGAGAGGCUUCUGUGAUAUGGGAGAGGAUUCAAUGAGUUUGAGCGUUGAAUUAUGGAGGCCCAAGGCAGAGAUUCCAGCAAUCGCUCCUCCUCCAUCUCAACUCCAUUGCCCUUCAAUGACAACGUCGCCGGUUUUUGUCAUAGCUCCAAAAACUCCCAGAAGCCCACUGGCCAUCCCCAUGAAGAAGGCAAUUGCGAGCGUACAAUGUUACCUGGAAGAAGUUGGCCACUUCACCAAGCUUGACCCACAAGAAGCAUGGCUUCCAAUAACUGAGUCUAGAAGCGGUAACGCUUACUUCUCAGCAUUUCACACUUUGAGCUCUGGAAUCGGAGUGCAAGCUCUUCUUCUUCCCCUCGCCUUCACUGCCCUUGGCUGGGCUUGGGGACUUGCAUGUCUAUCACUAAUUUUCAUGUGGCAGCUAUACACUUUAUGGCUGUUGAUUCAGCUGCACGAAUCCGAAUCUGGGAUUCGCUAUAGCAGAUACCUGAGACUAUCAAUGGCAGCUUUUGGUGAGAAGCUAGGGAAAUUGCUGGCACUCUUUCCGAUCAUGUACUUGUCGGGAGGGACAUGUGUGACCUUGAUUAUGAUCGGAGGUGGAACGAUGAAAAUACUUUACCAAAUUUUGUGUGAAGAAACUUGUAACAUGAAGCCAUUGACAACAGUAGAUUGGUACUUGGUAUUUACUUGCUCGGCCAUUGUUCUAGCUCAGCUUCCCAACUUAAAUUCCAUAGCAGGAGUUUCGCUAAUUGGCGCAAUCACAGCUGUUAGCUACUGUACCUUGAUAUGGGUAGUGUCCAUUAUUAAAGGUAGGCCUAUGAACAUCUCUUAUGAUCCUCCACAGGCAAAGUUCGAUGUGGCCAGUCUCUGUAGCAUCCUCAAUGCACUCGGGAUUAUCGCCUUUGCUUUCAGAGGGCACAAUCUUGUGCUUGAAAUACAGGGGACUAUGCCUUCAAAUGUGAAGCAACCAUCCCGUCUGCCUAUGUGGAGAGGAGUAAAGUUCGCAUAUUUAAUUAUAGCAAUGUGUUUGUUUCCCCUUGCAAUUGGUGGCUAUUGGGCUUAUGGAAACUUGAUUCGAGGAGAUGGAGGGAUGAUAAAUGCGUUAUAUAAAUACCAUGGACACGACCCAUCCAAGAUGGUACUUGGAUUAACGAGUAUGCUUAUAGUCAUUAAUUGCCUGAGCUCGUUUCAGAUAUAUGCAAUGCCAGUAUUUGACAAUUGGGAGAUUAAAUACACCAGCAAAACGAAUAAACCAUGCCCAAGGUGGCUACGCUCUGGGUUUAGAGUCUUAUUCGGAUGCUUGGCAUUCUGUAUAGCAGUGGCAUUUCCAUUCUUGCGUAGCUUGGCAGGAUUGAUCGGAGGGAUAGCACUACCUGUUACCUUAGCAUAUCCAUGUUUCAUGUGGAUUAUAAUUAAGAAACCCCAAAAGUAUGGUGCAAUCUGGUGGCUGAACUGGAUGUUAGGGCUCUUGGGAGUUGUACUUAGUGUUCUGGUGGUCACUGGAGCAAUAUGGACAAUUGUGACUGCGGGAAUAGAGAUUCACUUCUUCAAACCGCAGUAAACAGUAGCCGUACAUUUACCUAGGUGCCUCAGAAUCUGAGCUGUAGCUGUUCUGUUAGAACUAACUAUUUAUCUACUACUAAUAAAUUACAACCAGUGAGAGAGCAAGGCAUUCUAGUGGUUACUUGUAGCUAUCCUCUCACUUUCUUAGAUUAAUGCAACUAAGCACCUUUGACAUUAAUAUUCUAGCGUUUAAAGUUUCUAAUACAGCAUCGCAAAUCCAAGUCCAGAGACCCAUUCCUUU
Manihot esculenta (cassava) is the source of this 1917-nucleotide messenger RNA. Its product is annotated as lysine histidine transporter-like 8. The record is from RefSeq and is a predicted model, not a curated record. The coding region runs from base 133 to 1674 and encodes 513 amino acids. Gene Ontology annotation, cellular component: plasma membrane. The transcript is spliced from 4 exons. Lineage: Eukaryota; Viridiplantae; Streptophyta; Magnoliopsida; Malpighiales; Euphorbiaceae.